Humulus lupulus (European hop) is the source of this 369-nucleotide messenger RNA. RefSeq names its product glycine-rich cell wall structural protein-like. The record is from RefSeq and is a predicted model, not a curated record. Lineage: Eukaryota; Viridiplantae; Streptophyta; Magnoliopsida; Rosales; Cannabaceae. The transcript is spliced from 2 exons. The coding region runs from base 1 to 369 and encodes 122 amino acids.
AUGCCUGGAGCUACACUGUUCUUAGCCGGCAUGGCUCCAAGGUUUCAAGUAGAUCUUGAUGACAAGGAAAGAGUUCUUGAUUUGACGAAGUUGUUGAAAAGGGAACAAAGACGUCAAAAUGGAAUAGCCGGAGGGGCAGCUGGUUUCCAUGGAGGAAUCGAAGGUGGCAUUAUUUCUAGUGAUGAUGGUGGUGGUUAUCAAGACUUUGGCGCAACUGGUACUGCAGAUAAUUGGGCUGGCGGCGGCGGUGGAGAUUUUGGAGGUGGUGGUGGCGGUGGCGAUACCGGUGGUGGUGGCUUUGGAGGUGGUGGUGGUGGUGGCGGUGGCGACACCGGUGGUGGUGGCAGCGGCGGUGGUGGUUGUGGAUGA